Messenger RNA from Dermochelys coriacea (leatherback sea turtle), 1283 nucleotides. Its product is annotated as C-type lectin domain family 1 member B-like. NCBI's taxonomy places the organism in Eukaryota, Metazoa, Chordata, Testudines, Dermochelyidae. The coding region runs from base 163 to 1143 and encodes 326 amino acids. The transcript is spliced from 6 exons. The record is from RefSeq and is a predicted model, not a curated record.
GGGUGGGGUGAGGAGACAUUGUGUGGCCCCUGAGAUGGCCACAGCCUGAGCUCCCCCAGUUUCCAGCCCAACCCCCAGUAUCCCCGUCCCUCUCUGAGGAGCCCCUGUGCCAGGUCAUUCUGAUUUCAGCUCCUGCCAUUUAAGAGGAAAUACAGGGAGAAAAUGCUGUCGAAACAGGCAAAAAUCAAACCUGCCCCAGUGGCUGAGGGGGGUGCCAACCCAGCGGCUGCCCCAAAGGGGGAAGCUGGGCCAGAGGCUCCCAAGAAAGGGGAGGCCAGCCAAGAAUGCCCAAAGAGUAAAGAAACUGGGCAGGAGGCCCCCAAGAAGGGAAAGGCCAGCCCAGAGGCCCCUCAAAAGGGAGAACCCAGGCAAGAGGCCCCCAAGAAGGAAGAAGCCAGGCAGGAGGUCCCCAAGAAGGGAGAGAUCAUCCCAGAGACCCCCAAGAAGGGAGAAGCCAGGCAGGAGAUGCCGCAGGAGGGAGGGGCCAGCCAAGAGGCCCGCAAGAAGCCCGUCUUCCCCUUUGGCAAAGUUCCUUUCAGGCCUCAUCACUGGCAGCUGCUGACGUUGAUUCUGGGGGUCUGUAGUCUGGUGUUUCUCAUUGUACUGCUGGGCUUGAUUGGCAAGUAUUUGCAUGUUUUGGAAGCAACAAGGAGAAAGAUGGCGAUGCUCCAAGGACAGACCCAGAAGAUCAAGGAUUCAGUGAAGAAGCAGGCAGGAGGCAAAGGCAGUAGAUGCGACUCCUGUCUGGACACCUGGGUGCAGCGUGGUGACACCUGCUACCUUUUCUCCAAUAUGAGUGCAAAGUGGCCAGAGUGUGUAGAGCAUUGUAAGAAGCAGGGUGCCAAACUCGUUAAGAUGGACUCUCAAGGAGAAAUGGCGUUCCUCAAACGGGAGACGCGUAAAUUGUUCCGUGUCGAGUUCAGGUACCGCCGGCACUACAGUUACUGGAUUGGCCUGACCUACAUAGCCAGCCUCAAGAAGUGGGUCUGGCUGGAUGGGUCACCAUUCACGUUGGAUCUGUCUUCUGUGGGAGCACAAGCUGUCUAUGAAGCAAAUGACACUUGUGUGUUUUUUAUACAAGGAAUGUCCCAUGCUAAGGAUUGUAUUAUAAAACACUACUGUCUCUGCAAGAAGAACAAGUGAGCAAGGUCACUUCUGAUGAAAUUGAAAAUGAUUUCUCAUGCCCUGGAGAAUUAACCUGGAUUCCCUGCUCUGAUGGCCCUCUUAUUCCAGAGAAAUACAAUUAAAUUAUUUGUAAAUACAAUAAAUAAAAGUUUCUUAAC